AGCUAAAGCUAGUUGUAGUCUGUACAGCACGGAUAAAGGUUUUGUUCCUCAGUUUUUUUUUUUCAAUUAUCGCCACAAUACCGACUGAGGUUAAGUCCUUUGCUUGGCAGAAACAUGUCAUACAUUUUGGCAACUGAUACGGCGCAGACCACAGUGGAACUGCUGCAGGCGUGCAUUGAUGGAGACCUGGCCUAUGCUAAACGCCUUCUUGAGACGGGCUUCGAUCCAAACGCACGUGAUUAUCGGGGUCGCACCGGGCUGCAUCUGGCUGCUGCACGCGGGAAUGAUGAGAUCUGUCGCUUGCUGCACAAGUUUGGGGCAGACUUGCUAGCCACUGAUGCACAGGGCAACACCGCACUGCACAUGUGUGGCCAUGUAGACACCAUCCAGUUUCUGGUGUCCAAUGGACUCAAGAUCGACAUCUGCAAUCAUAAUGGAGCAACUCCUCUGGUGCUGGCUAAGAGACGUGGCGUAAACAAAGAUGCCCUUCGCUUGCUGGCUGGGCUGGAGGAGCAGGAGGUAAAAGGUUUCAAUCGCAGCUCUCAUUCCAGCCUAGACAAGAUGCACAUUGCUGAUUAUGAGAGUGCCAUGGAGAAUCAUUCGCUUCUUAACCCCCACCUGCACCGUAGUGAUGGGGUGCUCUCCAGCUUCCGCACCACGUGGCAGGAAUUUGUGGAGGAUCUGGGAUUCUGGAGGGUUCUGCUGCUCCUGCUCAUCAUCGCCCUGCUCUCAUUGGGCAUUGCUUACUAUGUAAGCGGCGUCCUGCCUUUCAGUUCGACCCAAGUGGAACUUGUGCAUUAGGCCUGUAAUCAUUGGCAGUAUUGAACUGAAAACGGUGCAUGAUUUAUGUUGACCGCUUUGGUGAAUCGUAUCACAGUGAACACAACUAUUCAUGCUUCUUAAAACAUUUCACACCAAGUUGUGCAGAUGAGUCUUUGUGGAUCUGUGUAAAUAGAUAAUAGUUCAUAUACCCCUGAAGCACAGUUGGGGUCUUUUACUUCAGCACAUUCUUUGUAUUCUUUUAAGAUCAUAUUUAAAAUUUGAAAAAGAUUUCUUUGUCUCAUGAUAUUGUGUUAUCUGUUUAUGCUUUGUAAUUGUGUUAAAUUGAUAAAAUAUUAUAUAUUAA
This is a messenger RNA of Trichomycterus rosablanca, 1126 nucleotides long. RefSeq names its product ankyrin repeat domain 46a (gene ankrd46a). Gene Ontology annotation, molecular function: protein binding. Bases 115 to 801 code for a protein of 228 amino acids. The transcript is spliced from 4 exons. Lineage: Eukaryota; Metazoa; Chordata; Actinopteri; Siluriformes; Trichomycteridae. The record is from RefSeq and is a predicted model, not a curated record. Gene Ontology annotation, cellular component: nucleus.